AGUUUAAUCAUUUCCGCCUUGAAGAUAGUAGUCAGACGGGGCCCCUGAGCAGCAGCAUUCACCGGUAGGAUUUGAAACAGUGAUAAUGUCUGCACCGUGCAUGUGCUCUCACAAUUUCAUCCCUUGAGACGUUUCAAAACGGGACAACUGGUUGUUACGCACAGAUAUUUGGUGAUAAUGAAAAAGUAAACACCUUCCUUAUCACUCCCACCUCUACAAACUGUCUCAGACACCACGGGCCCUCGAACCCAAACACAAUCUUAGCACACCACAGAGCUCUUAAAGAGACUUUUCCCCGACGACGGCCCUGACCAGAAAGACGUUCCACCCCCUCGCCCCCGUUUGCUUUAUCAAAUGCCCAAAAACAGCAAGGCCGUCAAGAGAGAGCUUGACGACGAUGUCACAGAGUCUGUCAAGGACCUGCUUUCCAACGAGGACGCCUGCGACGAUUCCUUCAAGAAGAGCUCGCUGAUCGUCGACAACCAUGACGGGGAAGGGAAGGAGUGCGACGUGGAGGAAGGCGGCUCGGACGGCGAGGAGGAGGAACGCCCGGCCUGGAACAGCAAGCUCCAGUAUAUCCUGGCCCAGGUUGGCUUCUCUGUAGGCCUGGGCAACGUCUGGAGGUUCCCCUACCUGUGUCAGAAGAACGGAGGGGGAGCGUACUUGGUGCCCUAUCUCAUUCUGCUAAUACUGAUUGGCAUCCCGCUGUUCUUCCUGGAGCUUGCAGUGGGGCAGAGAAUCCGCAGGGGCAGCAUCGGGGUGUGGAACUACAUCAGCCCUCGGCUGGGGGGCAUCGGCUUCGCCAGCUGUGUGGUGUGCUUCUUCGUGGCCCUCUACUACAAUGUCAUCAUCAGCUGGAGUCUCUUCUACUUCUCCCAGUCCUUCCAGCAGCCUCUGCCGUGGCACGAGUGUCCGCUGGUCAAGAACAAGACCAGCACAUAUGUUGUGCCAGAGUGUGAGAAGAGCUCGGCAACCACCUACUACUGGUACCGCCAGGCCCUGGACAUCUCCGAUGACAUCUCGGAGGGCGGAGGACUCAACUGGAAGAUGACGGUGUGCCUGCUGGUCGCUUGGUCCAUGGUCUGCCUCGCCAUGAUCAAGGGCAUCCAGUCAUCUGGGAAGGUGAUGUACUUCAGCUCCCUGUUCCCAUACGUUGUGCUCAUCUGCUUCCUGGUUCGGGCCCUGCUCCUGAAGGGCUCCCUGGACGGGAUUCGCCACAUGUUCACGCCCAAGCUGGAGAUCAUGUUGGAGGCCAAGGUGUGGCGAGAGGCAGCGACGCAGGUCUUCUUCGCGUUGGGUCUCGGCUUUGGAGGCGUUAUUGCCUUUUCCAGCUACAACAAGCGUGACAACAACUGCCACUUCGACGCCGUGUUGGUGUCCUUUAUCAAUUUCUUCACCUCAGUGCUGGCCACCCUGGUGGUGUUUGCCGUGCUGGGCUUCAAAGCUAACAUCAUGAACAGCAAAUGUGUCGCUCUGAACACCAACAAGAUUGUGGCUUUGUUGGGGAACGGCAUUGAGCAUAGCCUUAUUCCUCACCACAUCAACCUCACUCAGGUCAGUCAGGUCAGUGUGGAGGACUACCAUCACAUGAUUGAGAUCAUCAAAGGGGUGAAAGAGGACGACUACCAGAAGCUGGGACUGGAAUCCUGCAGCAUUACGGACGAGCUCAAUAAGGCAGUCCAAGGCACAGGCUUGGCCUUCAUUGCCUUCACAGAGGCCAUGACCCACUUCCCAGCUUCGCCCUUCUGGUCCGUCAUGUUCUUCCUCAUGCUGGUUAACCUCGGCCUGGGCAGCAUGUUCGGCACCAUCGAGGGCAUCCUCACUCCGCUGAUAGACACUUUCAAAGUGCGCAAGGAGUUUCUUACAGUGGGAUGCUGCGUGCUGGCCUUCUCCAUCGGUCUCCUGUUCGUUCAGCGCUCAGGGAACUACUACGUGGCCAUGUUCGAUGACUACUCGGCGACUUUGCCUCUGCUCAUCGUGGUCGUACUGGAGAACGUGGCGAUCGCUUGGUUGUACGGGAUCGAUAAAUUCUUUGAAGACCUGAAGGACAUGCUGGGCUUCAGGCCGUACCGGUUCUACUAUUACAUGUGGAAGUACAUCACGCCCAUCCUGCUGCUGGUUCUCCUGUGCUCCAGCUUCAUCCAGCUGGCCAUGACGCCACCCAGCUACAGUGCCUGGAUAGAGGAAGAGGCCGCGGAGAGGACCUUGCGCUUCCCUCCGUGGGGCAUUGUGGUCUGCAUCUCCCUGGUGGUGAUGGCCAUCAUGCCCGUGCCCGUGGUCUUCUGCCUGCGCUACUUCAACAUCAUCGACGACAACACCAGCACCACCGUCUCCUACAAGAAGGGGCGCAUCAUCAAGGAGAGCGCCCGCCCGGGGGAGGACGACGACACCAGCCUGAUCCACGGCAAGUCUCCCAGCGAGGCCCCGUCGCCCAUGCCCGGCAACAGCAUCUACCGCAAGCAGAGCGGCAGCGGCGGCACUGACGCCGACACCGCGCCCAACGGCCGUUACGGCAUCGGCUACUUGAUGGCCGACAUGCCGGACAUGCCCGAGUCGGACUUAUAGACUGUAAUAGCCUGCACGGCCAUACCGGCUGGCCACCUCCACCCUCCACCCCUCUGCGUGCGUCUAGUCAGCUGUUAUCAUCAGUGUAUAGUUCACAUGUACUAUAUAUUCUUUGUAGAUAUCGUAGCUGCUCUCUUAUUUGUUGUCUCUGAACCUUACAUGACUGUCUACCAUAAAAAAAAAAAAAAGGGUUGUAAUGUGCGCCACCCUUGUCUAAUCCCCCUUCCCCUUUGCUUGGCUGUGUCACAAACUCAUUUCUAUCCCCUGCGAUCUUUGCUCCCUCCUCCUUGGAGAUCCUUCGGGAGAGAGUAGGGGCAAGCAAUAAGGAGGGGGCCGACUCGAACGACAAUCUGCAAAGAGGAGUCUGCAAAGGAGCGGGAGUCGAGAGGUCUUCUUGGGACAGUGUCCGUCUGUGUGCAGCGUAAAUCAAGUCCUGCUGUGUAAAAUAGCCGUGUACAUUAUGACCCCUGACAUAUGAUGUUAUGCUGGCCAACAACUACCGAGACUAAACGGCUCAGCUCUGCAAGAUAGAACAUAUUUUUUUUUCUCUCGGCAAAAGUUCAGGUCGGCUUUGACAGCUACGACCUUUAAAAACCACUCCCGUGAUUGUCUGAGACAAAAGUGUGCCUAAGUAAUUUAUAUUUGUUUAUAGAAUACACAAUGGACACUGUAUAUUUAAAGUAUUCUGUAAAUACAAUAUAAAUAUUAUAAAUAUAUUUAUCUUGUUAGUUUGGAUAUCCGACCAGUGUUUUUAAGGUUCAGACGUACUUCAAAUCCUUAACUCUUGUCUCUUUGUUUUUUUUACUAAUGUGCUGUCAAUGUUAUUGAGGACUGAGUCCUCGCUCUCCUGUUGUAAAUAUAUUUUUUCCAUUAAUUUGCUUCUAAUACGAUGUCUUUCUCCCCGAUUAAAUUAAAGAGCCGAUGUGUUCCAUACCCUGAAA
Mugil cephalus (flathead mullet) is the source of this 3506-nucleotide messenger RNA. It is a transcript of the gene slc6a15, whose product is annotated as solute carrier family 6 member 15. The coding region runs from base 355 to 2565 and encodes 736 amino acids. The record is from RefSeq and is a predicted model, not a curated record. Gene Ontology annotation, cellular component: plasma membrane. Gene Ontology annotation, biological process: sodium ion transmembrane transport; L-leucine transport. Gene Ontology annotation, molecular function: proline:sodium symporter activity. The transcript is spliced from 12 exons. NCBI's taxonomy places the organism in Eukaryota, Metazoa, Chordata, Actinopteri, Mugiliformes, Mugilidae.